AUGGGGAGAGGUAGGGUUGAGUUGAAGAGAAUUGAGAACAAGAUCAACAGGCAAGUAACAUUUGCAAAGAGAAGGAAUGGACUUUUGAAGAAAGCCUAUGAGCUUUCCGUUCUUUGUGAUGCAGAGAUUGCUCUCAUCAUCUUCUCCAAUAGAGGAAAGCUGUACGAGUUCUGCAGUAGUUCAAGCAUGCUCAAAACUCUUGAGAGGUACCAGAAGUGCAACUAUGGAGCACCAGAGCCAAAUGUGUCGGCAAGGGAGGCCUUGGAACUGAGUAGCCAGCAGGAAUAUCUGAAGCUUAAAGCACGCUACGAAGCUCUGCAAAGAACCCAGCGGAAUCUUUUGGGAGAAGACCUUGGCCCUCUGAGCAGCAAAGAACUUGAAUCACUUGAAAGACAGCUUGAUAUGUCAUUGAAGCAGAUCAGAUCAACAAGGACCCAGUACAUGCUGGAUCAGCUCAAUGAUCUACAGCAUAAGGAACACAUGUUGACUGCAGCUAAUAAGUCUCUGAAAGAAAGGUUGAUGGAAGGCUACGAAGUAAAUUCACUCCAGUUGAAUCUAAGUGCAGAAGAUGUGGGUUUUUCUCGACAACAAGCUCAACCCCAAGGUUAUGGAUUCUUUCAUCCUUUGGAGUGCGAACCAACAUUACAAAUUGGGUAUCAGCCUGACAGUGCUAUAACAGUGGUCACUUCUGGCCCAAGUAUGACUGCUUACAUGCCAGGUUGGUUACCAUGA
This is a messenger RNA of Populus nigra (black poplar), 732 nucleotides long. Its product is annotated as agamous-like MADS-box protein MADS4. NCBI's taxonomy places the organism in Eukaryota, Viridiplantae, Streptophyta, Magnoliopsida, Malpighiales, Salicaceae. The transcript has 8 exons. The record is from RefSeq and is a predicted model, not a curated record. Gene Ontology annotation, molecular function: RNA polymerase II cis-regulatory region sequence-specific DNA binding; DNA-binding transcription factor activity, RNA polymerase II-specific; protein dimerization activity. Bases 1 to 732 code for a protein of 243 amino acids. Gene Ontology annotation, cellular component: nucleus. Gene Ontology annotation, biological process: positive regulation of transcription by RNA polymerase II.